Molecule: messenger RNA, 7879 nt
Organism: Heterotrigona itama
Lineage: Eukaryota; Metazoa; Arthropoda; Insecta; Hymenoptera; Apidae
Source: the annotation of a GenBank genome assembly
CCGGAACAGUUGAUAAUUUUUUUUCAAACUUGAAAACAUGAUGGAAGGUUAAUGUAACGUUUUGGUCGUCAGUGAUCCGGAACAAUUGAUAAUUUUUUUUUAUACUUCGAGAAACAGAAAAGGGACAUUUCAGUACAAAAUUUAUUCUACAUCUUGCGCACAGAAUUGUAUUAUUCGUACCAUGUCUUCGAUACACAUUGACGGAAACUUAGGCGAAGGUGGUGGUCAGGUAUUAAGAAUAGCACUUUGCUUGAGUGCAUUACACAAAAUUCCAGUUAAAAUCUAUAACAUACGAGCUGGUCGUCCUAAAUCUGGACUUGCUGCGCAACAUUUGAAAGGAGUGGAAUUGUUGAGAGAUAUGUGUAAUGCAGAAGUUCAUGGUGCUUACAUAGGCUCGACAGUUUUAGAAUUCAAGCCUGGUCAAUUAAACAAGAGACACAUGUUCCUUAUGGAUACAGGAACUGCUGGUUGUAUUUGUUUAUUGGCUCAAGUAGCUUUACCUUGUGCUCUUUUCCUCCCACAAAAAGAUAUAGUCACGUUAAUUUUCAAAGGUGGUACGAACGUUCCAAUGGGGCCACACAUCGAAUAUUUUACAAAGAUAUUCAGACCGUUACUUAAUAAAUUUGGAGCUGACUUUGAUUUUAGAGUUGUAACAAGGGGUUAUUACCCAAAGGGUGGUGGAGAGGUACAUCUCUACAUUAAGCCUGUAUAUACUUUGAAAGCUAUUAAUUUAAUUGAACCAGGAAUUCCACAUGAAAUAACAGGUUGGGCAUAUGUUGCGGGUGUCGUUCAUAUUAAGGAAGCGUAUAGAAUGGCAAAUGAUGUAAAAUCAACUCUGACAAUAGGUUUAAAGGAAUUUAAUAUUCCAGUGCCGCCUAUAAGUAUCGAAGUUUACAAAGAGGAUAGAUCUGUAGCUGUUGGUAAUGGAUCUGGCAUCAAUGUAAUGUGCGCUACAACUAGUGGAUGUAUUAUUGGUGCGUCAGGAUUGGGUCCUGGAUGUCUAGAACAAGUACCAGGUAUACAGGCAGCUAAUGAAAUUUUGGAUACGAUAUUAGCAAGAUCUUGCAUCGACGAACAUGCACAAGAUCAGCUAAUUAUUCUUAUGGCUCUAGCCAAAGGUAUUUCCAAAAUUAAUCUUGGAAAUAGAAAGCUCACUUGUCACACCGAAACAGCUAUAAGAGUGACAGAAUUGAUCUUAAAACAAUUUAAUCUCCAUUUUAAGUUAUCUGAAAAUAAAGAUGAUGAAGGUAAUGCUUCAUAUAGUUUAGAAUGUGAAGGUUGCGGAUACGAAAAUAAAAAUAUAAAAUAAAUAACAAAAUUAAUUAUAAAUUAAAAUUUAUAGAAUGUCUUUUCUUUUUUGCAAUAUUUAUGUAUAUAAUUUUUAAUUAAAUCAAUAAAUGAAUUCUAGUCAUAAGAUGUCUCGAUAAGAAUUAUCAUUCUUGUUUUUGUCUAAAGAAUGGUUCUAUCGUUCGCAAGAAUUCUCUUUCAAACACUUCGUCCGAAAACCGAUUUACGGAUGCUCUGUAAAAAUAAUUUAUAUCUGGAAUGCAUGUUAAUAAUUUGUGCCAUAAUUGUUGCGUACUCUUCAGCUUCUGUAGCUAAAAAUCCAUUUUGUGAUCCUGGUUGUAUUUCUAUUAUAUCAGCCCUUGGCCCACCAGAAGCAUGAGCUAUUACAAUUAAUCCCGCUGCCAUGCAUUCAACAACGCUUAUGCCAAAAUGUUCAUUCCACAUUGUAUGCAAUCCUAUCAUUGCCCGUUGAAAUUCCGAUAGAAGUUCCGAGUAUGGUACGUUCAGUUUAAAUUCUACAUUUUCAUCUAAUGCAAAAUGUUUUGAUAAAUCCUGCAUAUCUUUCAUACGUAUUUCAUCUUCAAAAUUUCGACAGGAACCAAUAAGAAUUAAACUUACUUUCUCCCAAAUUUCUUCUUGGACAAUUGAUCUAAGCUCAUACAUUGCUUUCAACAUUAAUGGAUGAUUCUUUUCUGGUCUAAAUUGGGCAACUGAUAAUAUACGAAUGUUCUUACAUUUUUCAUCAUCAUCGGGAAGCGACAGGGAUGUCAAGUGCUUUACAUUGCAUGGUGGAUAAAUUUUAUGAGUUCUCAAUGGGCAUUUCCAAAUUGCGUUAAUAUGUUCUUCAGUCCAUGAAGAAUUAACCAUUAUAAUUUCUGCUCUGCUACCAACCCAACCAUAUAUAAGUCCAAAUAAUUUAUAAUAAACAAGUUUGGCUGCUGAUAAAAAUGGAUUUCUAGCUAUAACUCUUCUGUUAGUAUGUGAGACAGUUCUUCUAUAAACGUGUCUCAACAUGUCGGUUGAAAUUGUAGGAUAGUGAGUAUAUGUUGCUAUUCGACAUCCACCAAUAUAUCUAAAUAAUGGAUACGUAAAUGCAUAACCCAUGGUAUCAAUGUAAAUGUCUGGUACGAAAGUAUUUAAAGCUUCAAGGGCUAGCCAAAGUGAUCCCAAACUCUGCCCCAAAAGUGUGAAAUAUGGAUACAUUGAUGGUUCUACCCAUUUGCGUCCAUGCAAAUAUAUAAAUUCAAUCUUCUGCUCAAUUUUGUAAUUAAAUACUUUUUCAGCCCUGUUUAAAAUUUGUUCUGGAUGCGCAUCAAGAUCUCCAGUAUAGAUAACUAUGUGUACAUUGGGAUAUCUGUUUUGAAUAGCACUGACUGCAGCCCAAAGUACUCUUUCACCACCACCGCCAGAAUUGCAAUAAGGAUGAAAGAAAGCUACUACUGUUUCGCUGUGCGUUCUAUCCGCUCGCAUUUUGGAGUAUUGUUUCCUCAACAUUAAUAAUAAAAUAGAUAAGAUAAUAAGUACGCAAAACAUCUUACACAGAACUAUCCCUAUCAACAUAUUUAACGAAAAUACCAUGCGUAUCAUGAAGAAAUGGAAAUUCAUUUUCUCGGUUUUAAAACAACUUUAAAUGGCACGUAUUUCUUUACAAUCUUCUGCACGAGUUUACUGAAAGUAUUCCUUUAUUUAGUAUCCUCUAAUUAGUAUUGUGCUCAUUGUUUCGUAUAAUGUUCAACACAUAUAUUUCGUCUUUCACGAAAUCAACGCGAUAACUGAUGAAGUUCAAUGAAUGGCAUGUCCCUACGAAAUAAGAUAUAUGAAUUUUCUGAUUUGUUCGACGAUAAUUUUAAGUUAUCUCCUAAAAAGAUAUUUUGUGUCACGUAGCUUCUGAUGUAACUUUGCCUCUACUUUACUACCUUAACUCUAGGUUAGGCUAACAGCUGUUAGAUGCAUAUGACAUUUAAAUUCAAUAUUAUUCUCGAAUUCAGUGGCAAAUUUAGUGGUAAAUUUACGUGAAAAUAUUUUAACAUUCAAUUUGUGUACAUACAAGAGGUGUUUUGUUAUUAUUGCAAGAAAUUUUCUGUUAUUAUUACACGAAACGUGUAAUCACGCAAAAACUUAAUUUCUUAAAUUAAAUUCGGAUGUUAUUUUGAAGUUUUAAAUUAGUUUCACCACUUUUACGGUCAAUCUACUUCCGUAGAAGAGAAGCGAAGGAAUACAGAAUGAAACAGGUUCGAUCUUCUUAUGUUUUUAGGUUUUGGAUGUCAAUCUCAGUUGGUAUAUCCUGAGACUAACCAAACCUCUCUCGCCAUCUCAUUGAUGGAAGCACGUCAUUGAAGCGUGAACAAUUUAGCGUCACAAAUGUGAACAGAAAUUCCAUUGUUCGUCUAUUGCUUGCUCCAUGUAUGUAGUUUAUUAGCAGUUGAAUUCAGUGAUUUCGAAACUCCAGGUUUUUUACGUUACGACGUUUGUCGAACAAUUGUUUGUCGACGAGAACAAAUAGUUUGUAAAACAAAGACAAAAAAGAAAAAGAAUUUGUUCGACCUGAUAUAUUUUGCAGAUCUACUAUUUUGCAAGCUUAUUUUGUCUCUCUUUUUAUUAAUUCGAAGUGAAGUGUAUCUUCGUCACCAUAGUUGUAAUCGGUGAACAAGAUCUCACGAGUGAUGUAUUCCCUUUCGGUGGUGUGCAAUCAGCGUGAAACAGCGAGAGAAGUGAAACGUAAAUUGAACUGUUCACUUUGAUGAAAGUGUUUCGUUUCACGUGUAGAAUUUGAAGGGAUGAGGACGAGGUUGUUCACGACGGGAGGACACAGUUGCUCCACGUUCCUCGGCCGCAGGAAAUCGACUCCACAAACGCGUCCACCACGAUGAGGGUCAACAUCGAGGGUAUGAGAUGUCAGAGUUGCGUGAAGAACAUCGAAGGGACCAUAGGCAGCCGGCCGGACGUUUUAAGCGUCAAAGUGGACCUGGAGGAGAAGCUCGGUUACAUCGAGUACAAAGCGGAGGAAGUUACGCCCAACGAACUGAUCGAAGCUAUAGAAGACAUGGGCUUCAUCGCUUCGUUACGCAGUACUGACGAGAGCAGCUCCGUCGAGAGGAACCAUGAUAGUCGUUCGUUGAAAUCAGUACUUGCUGUCAAUACUUGCACGAUACACAUCGAUGGAAUGACUUGCAUGUCUUGCGUGAAAACCAUCACCGAAACCUUGUCGGGGAAAACUGGGAUAAAACAGGCGAACGUCAGCUUGGAGGACAAGGAAGCGACGGUUUCUUACAGCGACAAGGAAGUAUCGGCCGAGCAAAUAUCAGGCUUCAUCGAGGAAAUGGGUUUCAACUCGUUCGUUAAAGAGGUGAACGGUAAGGUCCCAGAUGAAAAAACGUCGACGAAGAACACCUCUGCACAGCUUUCCGCGGAGCUUUCUCUGCCAAUGAAUGGGGGCGGUGAUGUGAAGGGGCCUCGGGAUCAAACAGCAAAAUGCCUUCUACACAUAACGGGGAUGACCUGUGCUUCCUGUGUUGUUGCCAUAGAGAAACACUGUAAAAAAUUGUACGGUGUGAAUAGUAUCUUGGUCGCGUUAAUGGCGGCCAAAGCAGAAGUCACGUUCGACCCGGAGAAGAUAAGGGCGGUUGACAUUGCUUCCAGCAUAUCCGAAUUAGGCUUCCCUACCACGUUGAUCGAGGAGCCUGGCACCGGUGAAGGGGAAAUUGAAUUGAAAAUCACAGGUAUGACUUGCGCGUCGUGCGUGAAUAAAAUAGAAUCGACCGUGAAAAAAUUGCCAGGCGUCCAUUUGGCCGCAGUUGCGUUGGCAACUCAGCGCGGCAAAUUCAAAUAUGACGUGGAAAAGAUUGGCGUCAGGGACAUUAUUGAUUGCAUUAAUAAGCUAGGUUUCACCGCGAUGUUAUUCAGCAACAAAGACAAGGAGAACAGAGACUACUUGGAUCAAAGGGAAGAGAUAAACAAGUGGCGGACAGCGUUUUUGGUAUCCUUGAUUUUUGGUAUACCGUGUAUGCUAGCUAUGACGUACUUUAUGGUGAUCAUGUCCAUUGGUAAUAAAACGCACGAAGACAUGUGUUGUGUGGUACCUGGUCUUUCCUGGGAGAAUCUAAUUCUUUUCAUUUUUUCCACGCCAGUGCAGUUUUUUGGCGGCUGGCAUUUUUACGUUCAAGCGUACAAAGCUUUGAAACAUGGUACAACGAAUAUGGACGUCUUGAUUUCCAUGACUACCACUAUAUCCUAUUUGUAUUCAGUCGCCGUACUUACAGCAGCCAUGAUAAUGCAGGCACACGUCAGCCCUCAGACGUUUUUUGAUACUCCUCCAAUGUUGUUAGUGUUCAUUAGUUUAGGAAGAUGGUUGGAACACGUUGCAAAGGGUAAAACUUCGGAAGCUUUAUCGAAAUUAUUGUCGUUGAAAGCAACGGAUGCGGUCCUGAUCACGCUGGGUCCAAACAAUGAAAUAUUAUCCGAGCGUUUGAUCAGUAUAGACUUAGUACAACGCGGCGACAUCCUGAAAGUGGUUCAAGGUGCUAAAGUUCCCGUUGACGGUAGAGUUAUAUCGGGUAACUCCACCUGCGACGAGAGUUUGAUCACCGGCGAGAGCAUGCCUGUGCCGAAAAAGAAAGGAUCGAUCGUAAUAGGCGGCUCGAUAAAUCAGAACGGGCCCCUUCUGAUCCAAUGCACGCAUACGGGAGAGCACACGACGUUAGCACAAAUUGUACGAUUAGUGGAAGAGGCGCAGACGAACAAGGCUCCUAUUCAACAUUUAGCCGAUAAGAUAGCGGGCUACUUUAUCCCUCUUGUUAUAGCCGUCUCUAUAGUGACUCUGCUCGUUUGGAUAAUCGUGGGAUAUGUGAAUAUAAACAGUUUACCGAUCUCGCACAGCGAUCAGAUCAAUAAGCACGGGAUGAACAGAGAAGAGAUUAUAUUUCAAUACGCUUUCCGAAGCGCGCUAUGCGUACUAGCGAUCGCUUGUCCGUGCGCGUUAGGAUUGGCGACGCCGACUGCCGUUAUGGUUGGUACUGGAGUCGGAGCGCUGAACGGUAUCUUGAUAAAGGGCGCCGAACCGUUGGAAAAUGCGCACAAAGUGAAAUGUAUCGUGUUUGACAAGACCGGGACGAUAACGCAUGGCGUGCCGAUGGUAACGAAAAUAAAUCUUUUCGUAAAUGAAACGGUUUGCUCGCUGGCAAGGUUCUUGGUCAUUAUUUGCACGGCUGAAACGAAUAGCGAGCAUCCAAUCGCAUCAGCGAUUGUUCGGUACGUGAAGGAGACAAUAGGUUCCGAAGCAACUGGCCAGUGUAUGAAUUUUCAAGCAGUCGCCGGCUGUGGACUGAAAUGCAAAGUGUCGCAUAUCUCGACGAUGUUAGCAGAGGCGUUGAAGUCUGAGAAAAUUCUGAACUACGUCAACGAGGUUAAGAGAUUACCUUCAUCCGGGAUGCAUGUUUUGAACAGCGUGUCGAUUGAUGUUACGCCAGUUACGAGCACCGGUCAAGGGAGGCAAAACUUGGAACUGUUGCUAAGUCCGGAUUCUCACGGUGAUCAAACCAGCCCCGAUGAUGUGUAUGAAAUUUGCAUCGGCAACAGAGAGUGGAUGCGAAGGAACGGUAUAAAUAUACCGCAAGAGGUGGAGUCGAAAAUGACCGCCGAGGAAGAUUUAGGGAACACUGCCGUUUUAGCUGCGGUGAAUAACGUACUGAUAGCUAUGAUCAGCGUAGCCGACACUGUUAAACCGGAAGCCCAUCUGGCGAUUUACACUUUGAAAAAGAUGGGUUUAGAAGUGAUACUUCUGACAGGAGACAAUAGAAAGACUGCAGUUUCCAUUGCCAGACAAGUUGGUAUUACUAGAGUAUUUGCAGAAGUGUUACCCUCGCACAAAGUUGCAAAAAUCCAGCGUUUGCAGGAUCAGGGCUUGAGAGUUGCGAUGGUGGGAGAUGGUGUCAAUGAUAGUCCUGCUCUUGCGCAAUCGGACGUUGGAAUUGCAAUAUCUUCCGGUACAGAUGUUGCUGUUGAAGCUGCCGACGUUGUCCUCAUGCGAAACGAUCUUCUAGAUGUCAUCGCGUGUCUGGAUUUAUCGAGAAAGACAGUUCUUCGAAUAAGGCUGAACUUCUUGUUUGCUAGUAUCUAUAAUCUGUUGGGCAUUCCUAUCGCUGCGGGAAUAUUUAGUUCUUUUGGAUUCUUCCUUCAACCUUGGAUGUCAUCGGCGGCAAUGGCGUUGAGCUCGGCAUCUGUCGUUGGUAGUUCUUUGUUGUUGAAAUUGUAUCGUAAGCCGACGAAGGCUACUUUAGAAACGCCAGAAUACUUAUCAGCGAUGCACGCUCAUUCUACCGCAACAAUGAUCGACUUAGACACGAUAUCGCUUCAUCGUGGUUUAGAUGAUUCUGUAAUACCUAUUAUGCAUAGAUCAACAUCGACAUUGUCCAGGCUAUUUAGGAGAUCUAAGGACGAUAUAGAAGGUCGACUUCUAAAUGAGGAUAUCGAUGAAAUUGAUUUGGUAACAGACUUUUCUGGUUAUCGAAAAAAUAUAAAGGACCAUACAAAUAUAACACCCUUAUGACUUGUAAGAAUAUUAUUACACGUAUUAUUUGUUAGUUUGCGUGCGUGU